AUGCCUGGUUUAAAAUGCAAUGAAAUCACUCCGGCCGAGCGCCCCCAGCCCCACCGCGCAGCCGAGACAGGAAAGCGGCGCUCCGGGAGUCCGGUUGUGCCCCAGCGGGCGCAGCCUCCCCACGCCCGCCCCGCCCGGGGAGCGGUCCGGGACCCCGCCCCAGCUGUAUGGCGCAGGGCGUUCACAAACACCGGCGCCGGUGCCCCCGACCCGGCCGCCCCACGCCAAUCUCCUGGGGGCCCCGCGGGGCGACCCCGGCCCGGCUCCGUGUGCGCAGCCCGCCCGCAGCGCACCGAUUCCCACACACCGGCUAGAGCGGCCCGGGGGGAGAUAGGACCCGCCCCCCCCCCCCCCGGCUCGCCCCUCAGAGCGCGGCGCACCUGGCGCUGCUCCAGCCCGGUCCCACACGCGGCCCCCCACACCGACCUGCCCGGACCAGCUCCGUUCCACGGACUCGGCCACCGGCUCCUGAGCACCCGCAACCCGGCCCCACUCGCUUCCGGCCCAGGCCCCGCCUGGGCCGCGACCUCACUUCCGACGGUAGCGGCGGGGCCGGAGCGCGGCCUUUGGGUCCCGGCGGGACGGGACCGGACCGGAGUGGACCGGCAGAUUCUCCUCAGCGCUGCGCGAGACGGAAAAAGGCGGGAACGUCCGCGCGCGGGGGGCACGAGGCGCGGAGGACGGAGUCGUGCUGCCGGGCGCGAGCUUGGUUUCCUUCAGCAGCACAGAUCAGCGGCGUUCAGCUGCACCCGGCUCUUCACUGUCGCUACUGACUCCGCUUGUUUGGACCUGUGCUGAAAUACCCCAUUACAGCACCUUACUGUGGCUGCACCGGGUGCAGGUUUGCAUUAUGACGUCCUGUGCUCGUACAGAAUUUUGAAGUGACGCUCGUGGCACAGAUUCCAGUUUUAAGCAUAACCAACUCCUGACAUACCUACCUAGCACCUCCCUUAAUAAAAGCAUAAAAUCCAAUGCUUUUCUAAGAGAAAUACUAAUAAUAAAAAAUAGAAGAUAGAAAACUAAACAGUUGGUGGCCUUCCCCAGCCCACAGGUGGACCGCUAUGCUGCCUGUUACUUCAGUGCAGAGAUGACAGGAAGUCUUAAGUGAGAAACACCAAAGGACUAAGUGAACAUGCAAAUAUUCUAAAAAAAAGAGUCUCAAAUUAACAAUAUAAAAAUAGAUCACUCUCAGUAAUGAAUUUGUCUGUGGUUUCUUCACUUCUCUCCAGUGCACUGUAAUGGAAACAGUACUUUGAUUACACGAUGUCCUCAUGUCCCAAACAGCACCGAACGGCAGUUUAAGGGGUUCUCACAGGAUGCAGGCAGGUUAAGGAGAAAAGCCCAGCUCUACAAUGAAGCCCAGAUCAGUGCCAUGUACAUCCAGCUCUGCUAGAGAUACACUGCUACUCUUCCUCUACACACAACCUGAAAUACUUAAUUUAUAUCAUGGAAUAUAUUGUGGCAUAUGCAGCCAUAUAUACCCCAACCCUGGAGGGGCUCAAGGCGAGGCUGGAUGGGCCCCGGGCAGCCUGAUCUGGUGGGUGGCAGCCCUGCCCACAGCACAGGAUUGGGGCAGGGUGGGCUUUAAGGUCCCUUCCAACUUAAACCCUUUUAUGAUUCUAUGACACCGUACCCAAUACAGUGAUCAUUCCUACUUCCUCCCACUACAGAUGCAAAUCUCAAUUACUUGGAUAGUUAACAUUCCAGUUUAAGUACUAGAUCUUCCUCACCCAGAUGCCACCUUCAGUCUCCUUGGGGAGUGUAUAAGCUUACAUCCAUUCCAUAAAUAACAUAAUAGAUGAAUAUACAACUUUAAUGUAGGGCAAAAGAAAAUAAGCUGACAUUUCACAACUAGAAAUCUCAAUCUCAACAAGGACAUGAGGCAAUCUGUCUCGUGGUAGCAUUAUGGGGCACUUCUUGUAUUUUGCUUGUUUAAAUACUACUGAUAGAAUGCUGUAUUAGCAGAACAAAAAGCACCCAUGAAGUUCACCUCUUCUCUAUACUUACUAGGAACAGGGCAAGUUCUGAACUUCUUGAGAAUUUGGAAAACUAGGGGAGGAAGGGGAAGGUGGAGCAUGUAAGCCUCACACAAAUUUAAGCACAGUGUAAUGGUAACAUCUGAGCAUUAUGCUUCACGUUAAGAAAAGCACAUAAUGUAUAAUAUGACAGGGAUGUGAAAGAACACACAGGGAUCCCAUCUGCAUGUGCAGGAUUCUAGGGACCUCACAGAAAUGAGGUGGAAGUUUAAAAAACCCCUACACCCUAAUUUGUGAGCACAUGUUGAUUCACCGAUUCAGAAAGCAGUGUUAAAAAAAUUGUAUGCUGCACAAGACUCCAGAAGGUCAGUCCUGAAAUCAAAUAUAUACAUUUUUAAUAUUUGAAAUAUUUACAUGGUGGAACCUUUACACGAUCCCAUUUGUUAAGAACAGUGUUUUUAAGUCCCCUCUCCAGAUACAAAGAACUAGUAACUCAAGGUCACAGUUAUGUUUUCUGAACAGGUCAACCUGUAUCCUUCAGUUAAAUACAAUAUAGAGAUACUGGAACACCUUUACUUAAUUUGUUUGCUAUUAAGAAUUUUGUUUAAAAAUUAAAAGUGUUUUUGAGAUAGUUUGCUCCCUGGAACACAGUUCUGCAAUCAAAACAGUUCAUAGCACAUUAUUGAUUUGUCUUCUUACCUGGGUAUGAGAUAAAAAAUGCAGUUUACAGUACAUCUCAUCAUUUAUAUCACAUCAGCCUAUUUAUAAAAAUCCAUACAAACAAGGCAGUAAAAUACAACCCUCUUUUUGUGGACAAUAGACUGCUUACAGUAGAAAGCAAAAGUCAGGGCUAUUUUUAACAGUAUGGAUAAAAACAAGACUUCAGCUUUGUUUGAAAACUUACGGUUUAGUUUUUGUCAACUACUACACUCAGUUACAACUCUGAAGCUUCCCAAGCAUGUGUGUUUUCUUUCCUCCUUACGUUCUAAAAAAAAGUUUUUAAAAUUAAUUUCUUAAAAAAAAAAAUCCAUUACUUUACUUUGGAGAUGAGGAACUACAGAGAUGUGAUAAAAAUGAAAUUGAGCAAAACAUAUGCAAGGUUUAAAAAAAAAUAGCACUUACUGAGGUUCUGUUCUUGUUUUAACUGAGCAAAUUAAAAGCUUCCUGCAAUUUGCACUUCCUAGGAAAGAAGCAGAGUACCUGCAGAAAAUCAAUUUCCAGCUUUAUUGGUAGCUAAAUGGGCAAUGAUAUAGCAAGACCAGUAAUGGUUCAUGUCAGAACCAGAAGUCUGAGGAAACUCCUUUUCCAGAAUUAGGUAAGUUUCCAGAAUUAGGUAAGGAGUCCAGAAAACACACAAAACUGUUCCAUGAAAGCAGCUCUAACCACUCAGUUUAAAUUAAAUUUAAAUCCGUAACUGAGAAUAGUUCCAUGUUAAGUGCAAAUAUUUUGCAAAAGAGGGGCUUUUUUUUUUUUAAUAUUUA
Gallus gallus (chicken) is the source of this 3457-nucleotide messenger RNA. RefSeq names its product translation initiation factor IF-2-like. The transcript has 2 exons. Bases 1 to 798 code for a protein of 265 amino acids. The record is from RefSeq and is a predicted model, not a curated record. Lineage: Eukaryota; Metazoa; Chordata; Aves; Galliformes; Phasianidae.